UAAUAAGACUAAGGUCUAAGAGCACUACGUUGUGAUCUAUGCAUUUAGAAAUUGCAUUGUAGUUUUGAUAGUUAAUUUGAUUCUAUACAGAAAAAUUUAAGCAACGAUAAUGGGUUCUCUUAUGGCAGGAUGGGGCUCUUCUUCCAUUGAUCCUAAAUCAGCCACGCUUAAAAGGAAUCAGUCACUUACAAAAGAUGAAAUUGAUGCUUAUUGGAAAUCAAAGAAGAUGAUAGAGGAAGAACACCUUAUAGCAAUUUCCAAUUUGUCAAAGACUAUUCAGCCUGAUCCUGAAAAGAAGCUUCAGAAGUCAAUGACCAUGCCCGUGGCCAACAUAAGGGACAGGGACCCCUUUAAUAUGAACCUACUUGACUCAAAUUUGGAGCAACUUAUCAACAAAAAUGGCUGGUGGACUAAGAGUAACUGGGCAUUUCUGAAUGAGCCACCAGUAAUGGAAGCUGCAUCCAGCAAGUAUGCAGCUCAGUUUCAUGUUGCCAGUUUCGGAUCGUCAAAAUUGAACCCUGUAGAUGAAGUUAGUGAUUGAUCAUAUAAAUCUAACUAAGCACUAAACCUUGUAUAUAUAAUAUAAUGUAGUAGUAUGACUAGUGUUGAACCAAAAGCGGUGUUCGUUUUUGGAGUUCUCACUCACUCAUGUUGCUAUUUACGAAGUUUGUUUGAUGUAUGCAAAUCAACGUGUGUUUCCUGGUUAAUUUGUUUCAAGAGUGUAAUGUAACGAAGCAAUUUAAUAGAGUUUUUUUUUUAUUGUUUGUUGAAGAA
Medicago truncatula (barrel medic) is the source of this 774-nucleotide messenger RNA. RefSeq lists its product as uncharacterized. NCBI's taxonomy places the organism in Eukaryota, Viridiplantae, Streptophyta, Magnoliopsida, Fabales, Fabaceae. The record is from RefSeq and is a predicted model, not a curated record. The transcript is spliced from 4 exons. The coding region runs from base 110 to 541 and encodes 143 amino acids.